AUGAGCGACCCCGUAGAUAGUCCGACGACCCCCGCCAGCGCAGGGCCCGCGACGACGGAAGCCGAUCAUAAACCUGCGGCGGCCGGCGGAGGAAAAGCCGACGUCAACCGUGUUAAAACCCCCGUCCCGCCAAAGACGAGUGCAGGCAACAAACCCGACGAAAAGAAUCCCGCGGAAACACCCGUCCCUAAAGAAACGAAGCCCGAGGAGACGUCCGACAAGAAGAAAGCCAAGAAGAAAAAGUAUGGGACGGCUCCUGAUGAAGACGCGCGUCGAACCCCCUUUGGUGAGGAUCCCUUGAUCUUUCCGUACAGAAGUCUUCUCAAGAGUCACGAUACUGAUGGCGACUACCCUGAUUCUUCAGACGCGAGUUCCGACGAGGCGUCCGACAAGAAGAAAGGGAGGAGAAGGAAGUCUGAGAAGGACUCUGAGGAAGAAGAGCGCAAGGCCCGAUUCGGGGAGGAUCCGUUGAUCUUUCCCUUCCGGAGUUCCGUCAGGAGGCACAGCAAGAACGAUGGCGACUACCCUGAUUCUUCAGACGCGAGUUCCGACGAGGCGUCGGACAAGAAGAAAGGGAGGAGAAGGAAGUCUGAGAAGGAUUCUGAGGAAGAAGAGCGCAAGGCCCGAUUCGUGGAGGAUCCGUUGAUCUUUCCCUUCCGGAGUUCCGUCAGGAGGCACAGCAAGAAGGCCGGUGGUGGGGUUGGCGCUGACCGUUCAGAAGCGCAAUCCGACGAGGUUUUCGACGCACACGGCAGUCCUACCCCGGAGGAAGGCGGGGAAGCGGCGACGCUCAGUCCUCGAACGAAAACUCCCGGCACCGCCGACAAAAAGGAUCCCGACGGUGCGUCCAGCGAGCGCGUGGAGGACGACGCCGAGGGCCCCCCAGCGAAGAGUCCUCGCGUGGACGCCCGGGAAGGGCUCCGAAAGUCUCCCGACCUGCCAUUCAUUCCUCCUGUGAUUCAGCAACUUGGUUUCCAUGAACCGUCUUUGGCGUGGCGCGUGAAGACGGCUUCUUCCCUCGGGAUUCCCGCUUCGCAAGUCGGGACCCAGCCGCUGCUGUCGCCUGCACCAUUUCUGGGCCGGCCGGUGGCUGUUCACCAGAUGGCGCCUGACGGAUCCUGUUUCUUUCGUGCCUUGAGUUUUGCCCUCACUGGCAGCCAGGUCUUUGCGCAAGCGAUACGGAACUGCGUUGUGGAUUUCUUGCUGGGGAGUCCGCAGCUAACAGCUGAAGACGUCUGGACCACGCAAGACCUCCGCGAGGAGCUGCAGAGAGCAGUCGGGAGACGCGGACUUCCGUUGUGGAUGGCGCACGGCUCAGGGGCGCUCAAGCCGGUCCGGGACAUGACACGCCCGGACCUUCUCGAGUUGUACAGAAAGUACAUGAGUUACCGUAGAACCUUUGCGACGGAGAGGGAGGUCGAUGCGGCGGCGCGCCUGUUCGGCUGUCGCAUCUUGGUGUAUCUUCCGAGUCGGCCCGAAACAAAGGAGAGAGCGGCUUGGUUGGUACAUUCCCCGCAAGGCCACGACGACGACUUGGCGCAUCACAUGGCGGCAAUUUAUGUCGUGAACAUCGGUCGUAACCACUUCGACGUCGUCAGCAGAGUAGCGACACCAACCGAGGCGGAAGGUGUCUGA
Messenger RNA from Neospora caninum, 1635 nucleotides. RefSeq lists its product as hypothetical. NCBI's taxonomy places the organism in Eukaryota, Apicomplexa, Conoidasida, Eucoccidiorida, Sarcocystidae. The record is from RefSeq and is a predicted model, not a curated record. The coding region runs from base 1 to 1635 and encodes 544 amino acids. The transcript has 2 exons.